UUCCUGACGACGCUUUUGGCCACGAUGGUCGCAUGCCCCGGUGCCGAUGCGUCCUACUCCGAUACGGACGAUCUAAUCAACGAGCUCGAUCGACCGAUUCCCAUCACGACCGUCAGUGGAGUGCUGGGCAAGCAGGCCAGCCUGCCCUGCGACAUAACGCCGCUCGAGCGGGACGAUGCCGUGUACAUGGUGCUGUGGUUCAAGGAGGACGACAACGAACCGCUCUACAACUUCGACGUGCGCGGCCGCCAGGUGGCCCAGGCUCGGCUUUCCUCCUCCGAGAAGUACUUCGGCAAGCGGGCCUUCUUUCGGGCCACCACCCACCCGGCACAGCUGCUGGUCGACGAGAUUAAGCUGUCGGAUGAGGGCAUGUACCGGUGCCGGGUGGACUUUCGCAACUCGCCCACGAGGAAUCUCAAAAUUAACUUCACCGUCAUAGUGCCACCGGAUCGGCCCAUUAUCUAUGAUUCGCGACGCCGGGAAAAGGCCAACACGGUCGAACCGUACAGCGAGGGUAGCGAUAUCGCGCUGAUAUGCGAGGUGAAAGGAGGACGACCGCGGCCGAACGUUACCUGGUACCUGGACAACAGCGUCAUCGAUGAGUCGUUCGAAACGCGCCCAGACGGGACGACGGUCAAUCAUCUGUCCUACCCAAACAUUGGCCGGCAGCAUCUGGACGCACGGCUCAUGUGUGUCGCGAGUAAUACCAACCUGACACCGCCUAACAACAAGGUGGUUGUGCUGGACGUUAACCUCAAACCAGUGGCCGUACACAUCAUGGCCAAGGAGAAGUUCGUCUCCGCGGACAAGCGGUAUGAGAUCGAAUGCAAGAGCUCUGGGUCACGGCCGGAGGCGGUCAUUUCGUGGUGGAAAGGCACUCGGAUGUUGAAGCGGAUGACGAAGAAUUUUUCCGACAACGGCAACCAAUCGCUCAGCGUUAUAUCGUACACGCCAACGGUGGACGACGAUGGCAAAUAUUUGACUUGCCGGGCCGAGAACCCGCUCAUCCCGGACAGCGCAAUCGAGGACAAGUGGCGACUGGUGGUGCAUUACAUGCCGAUCGUGACGCUCAAGAUGGGUUCAUCCCUUAACCCGGACGACAUCAAGGAGGGCGACGACAUCUACUUCGACUGCCACAUCCAAUCGAACCCGAAACCGUACAAACUGGCCUGGUAUCACAACGAAAUCAAUUUAUCCACCAUCGGAUAGCUACAAAGUAACAUAACGAUUAUUUUCGCUUAACGCCAUGCUAAUGUAUCUUAACGCCCCCGGAACGACUAGCAGAUUCUAUUCGCAACUGCCACCAGCACUGCACAACAACGUAAUCCACGACAUUAAAACCUUCUCAAUCGUUUAGUGGUUGAUACGAUUGCGCUAUAGAUUAUUUAUUCCCAUUUCGCAGACGGAUAUUGCAAAAAAAACCGGAAGAAUUCCCCCCCACUCGCUGGUUUGCUCCUGUUGCAGGACGAGAUAUGCAGGUGAAAGAAAAGGAACCGCACCAGAGGAGCAACGAAAGAAGAUGGGGUCAGUGAAAAAAAAAAUGAAAGAAAGAACGAGGAGAAAAAAAAACAACUACACAACAGCGUGAUGCAACAAGAAGCGAAAGCGAAAGAAGCUG
Molecule: messenger RNA, 1618 nt
Organism: Anopheles nili
Lineage: Eukaryota; Metazoa; Arthropoda; Insecta; Diptera; Culicidae
Product: synaptogenesis protein syg-2-like
Exons: 8
Coding region: 25-1209 (394 amino acids)
Source: RefSeq, a predicted model, not a curated record